Adineta ricciae is the source of this 345-nucleotide messenger RNA. Lineage: Eukaryota; Metazoa; Rotifera; Eurotatoria; Adinetida; Adinetidae. The record is from the annotation of a GenBank genome assembly.
AUGCGAAUAAGUUUUCAUUUGGGUCUUCGAGUAUCAAGGGGCCUUUUACAACAACGUAUGGACAUUCUUCAAGUCGAUCUACAACAAAUUCGUGAUUUCGUCCCCACAGAUGAAUACGAUCUUGAUUCCUUGUUAACCGAUCGGAAUUUUGAAUAUCAAAAACAAAUAGCCAAUGAAAUGACACACGAAAGCAAUGAAAUUCUUUCGUUAAUAACAUCAGCUUUGGAUAGCUAUCAAAUCGAUGUUACAUUAGAUUCAACUGUGUUGAUCCGUACAAUGACGCAACUAUUAGCUUCCCUUGGAAAUGCUUUACAAUCCCAUACGAAUUUCUCUUUUGGCUUGUAA